This is a messenger RNA of Gekko japonicus, 2402 nucleotides long. Its product is annotated as guanylate-binding protein 1-like. Gene Ontology annotation, molecular function: GTPase activity; GTP binding. The transcript has 12 exons. Lineage: Eukaryota; Metazoa; Chordata; Lepidosauria; Squamata; Gekkonidae. The coding region runs from base 242 to 2092 and encodes 616 amino acids. The record is from RefSeq and is a predicted model, not a curated record.
UCAGAGCUUCCGAUAAAUAGUCUGCCUUCCAAAGCUCAGCAUCCAGUCUUCCCUUUCCAGAUACCUCUGGCUGAAUCUCUCCUCUCUUCAGCUUUCCAGCAGAGGAUCAGACAGCAAAUCACAGCCUCUGUGAAGGACAAGUGGAAGUUGUUGGUCGUUGUUGCAUGAUUUUUGGAUCACUGAGACCAUCCAAAUUAAGAUUCAUUUUUUUCUGCCUGGAAAAAGGCCUCCCUGUACUUGCAUGAUGGUUGCAGAGGUGCACAUGGAAAAUCCAAUCUGUCUGAUCGAUAACAGACCUGAUGGGACACUUGUAGUGGAAGAGAAAGCCAUGCAGAUACUUCUGGGUAUCCGCCAGCCAGUAGUGGUGGUGGCCAUUGUGGGGCUCUAUCGCACUGGCAAGUCCUACCUCAUGAACAGGCUUGCCGGCAAGACAGAAGGUUUCCCUUUGGGUGCCACUGUGCAGGGGCAGACCAAGGGCAUCUGGAUGUGGUGCCUUCCUCACCCCCGCAGGCCCAACCACACGCUGGUGUUGCUGGACACGGAAGGCCUGGGUGACGUGCAGAAGGGCAACACACAGAACGAUUCCUGGAUCUUUGCACUGGCCAUUCUGCUCAGCAGCACCCUGGUCUAUAACAGCAUAGGCACCAUCGACCAAGUGGCCCUGGAGAAGCUGCACUAUGUAACUGAGCUGACCAAAAAGAUUCAUACGAAGUCUUCCCAGCAUGGCCAAGAGGAGGAGAACUCUGCCGAAUUUAUCCGCUUCUUCCCUGACUUCACCUGGGCCGUGAGAGACUUCACCCUGCAACUGGAGAUAGACGGGCAGCCCAUCAGUGAGGAUGAGUACCUGGAGAAUGCGUUGAAACUGCAAGAAGGAAACAGCGAGCAAAUCAAGCAAUGCAACAUGUCCAGAUUAUGCAUCCGCAAGUUCUUUCCAACCCGGAAAUGUUUCACGUUUGACCGUCCAGCGAACAGAAGGAAAUUGCAUCAGCUGGAGAAACUGAAAGAGGAAGAUCUGGAACCGGACUUCUUGGAAACAGCGGAAAAAUUCUGCGAUCACAUCUGGAACACCUCCCGACUCAAGACAGUUCCAGGAGGCCGAGUUGUCAGUGGAACAAUGCUUGCAAACCUGGCAAAGAGCUACGUGGAAGCGAUCAACAGUGGGCAGGUGCCUUGCUUGGAGAACGCCGUGCAGGCCCUGGCUGUGAUUGAGAAUACAGCUGCUGUGCGUGAGGCCAUUUCCCGUUAUGAAGAGCUGAUGGAGAAACGGAUGAAGCUGCCCACAGAGACGAUGGAAGAGCUGCUGGAGUUGCAUGCCGAGUGUGAGAGGGAAGCCACGGGAGUAUUCAUGGCCCGUGCUUUUGGGGACCAGAUUGGUCAAUAUCAAGGUGAACUUGCGCAUAAGUUGUUAGAGAAGAAGAAGGAGUUCUGCGCGAGAAAUGAGCAAGAGUCUUUGAACCGCUGCCAUGCUGUGCUUAUGGAACUUUCCCAGGAGCUGGAAGAUGGGAUCGCCAAGGGGAUCUACUCUGUGCCUGGUGGCUAUCAGCGUUUCUUGGGAAAGCAGCAUGAAAUAGAGGAGAAGUACCGCCUGGUACCUGGGAAAGGGAUUCAGGCCAAGAAGGCCCUUGAAGAGUUCCUAAAAUCCAAGAAGAGCGUGGCGGAAUCAAUCCUUCAGACAGACAAUGCUCUGAGUGAAAAAGAGAAGGAAAUUGAAGCUGAACGUGUCCGCGUCCAAGAGGCCCAACGCCAACAGCAGCUCCUGGAAGAAGAGAAGGACAGGCUGGAGCAAAUCAAGAAGGAUCAGGAGGAGAUAAACAAGAAACAACUCCAGGAUCUGAUGGAGAAGAUGGAAAAGGAGAAGAAGGAGUGGAAAGAGGAGACGGAAAGGAUGGUGGAGAACAAGGGCAAGGAACUAGAACGACUGUUGGAAGAAGGGCACCAGCAGCAGGCCCGUGAAAUGCAAAACGAAAUCCAACAUGUCGGGCAGUGUGUCCCUGAUAUUUUGAAAGCGAUCUUCGGUGGAGUUACAGACAUAAUCAAUGCGGCAGGAAGUCAUUCGCCAAAAGUCUUGCCUGCGAACUUUUACCCGUGCUGAUAAUUUGCUACCCCGACGAUAACAGUGUCCUCCCACCCUUCUGUGUCAAGCGCGUCCCUUCAUGUGUAUCCUGGGCAUUUCUUAGUAUUGGAAUCUACUGCCAGGUGUAUAUAAGGGUUCUGGAUCCAGGCAGCGCUUUGUAUAAAAACAGGGAGGUCCCAGGGAAUAAGCAGGUAUCGAUUGGAAAACCAAACUAGGGGAUUAGUGAGAGGAAUAUAUGGCACAAACAGCAUGCAUUCAGAGAGUGAGAGAGAGAGAAAGAGAGUAAAACAGACUAAUCCAUAAACGGGAUUGGAUGGGAGCCAGAGGA